Messenger RNA from Xyrauchen texanus (razorback sucker), 6157 nucleotides. Its product is annotated as lysine-specific demethylase 4B-like. Gene Ontology annotation, molecular function: histone H3K9 demethylase activity. Gene Ontology annotation, biological process: chromatin remodeling. The record is from RefSeq and is a predicted model, not a curated record. Gene Ontology annotation, cellular component: nucleus. Lineage: Eukaryota; Metazoa; Chordata; Actinopteri; Cypriniformes; Catostomidae.
GCAGUGGGCGGAGUCGAGGCCCAGCGCUGCUGAUAGACAAUAUCGAGCCUUUGGAUUCGUAAAAAACGAACAGAAUCGAGAAGAAAAAGCGAAAAACGAGUCAAUAACGACGCAAAGCGGCAGCUUUCGCUGACCUGCAGUCAUGGAUCCGUCUUCACCCCCCGACACGAACCCGGAGGUCACGGUAGAGCCCGUUGAACCUGCAUCAGACGCCGCCCGACAAACAGAUGCUUAUCAGGAGUCGCCUGGAAAACCCAAAAUAUGUGAGGAACCACUUGCAGGUCCAGACGAGGAACCGUCUGCAGAACUAGCAGCUCCAGAACUAACCCCAGAAUCACCGUUCCCAGAACUAAAACCAGAGCCACCGUUCCCAGAGCCCGUCCCAGGGCCUCCAGCGGCAAACUCCUACAAGAUCAUGACCUUCAGACCCACCAUGGAGGAGUUCCAAGACUUUGGAAAGUACAUCGCGUAUAUAGAGACCCAGGGAGCUCACCGCGCUGGUCUGGCGAAGGUCAUUCCACCGAAAGAGUGGAAGCCGCGGCAGACCUACGAAACGAUCGAGGAGAUGGUUAUCCCCGCCCCCAUCAUGCAGGUGGUGACCGGCCAAUCAGGACUCUUCACCCAAUACAACAUCCAGAAGAAGUCCAUGACGGUCGGAGAAUAUCGCAAGCUGGCCAACAGUAAAAAGUACUGCACCCCUCAACACAAGAACUUUGAUGACCUGGAAAGGAAAUACUGGAAAAAUCUGACGUUCGUGUCGCCCAUUUACGGCGCCGAUAUCAGCGGGUCCAUUUAUGAUCCGGACAUUACGGAGUGGAACAUCGGUCAUCUGAACACUCUUCUAGAUAUGGUGGAACAGGAGUGUGGAAUCGUCAUCGAGGGUGUGAACACACCCUACCUGUAUUUCGGCAUGUGGAAAACCACUUUCGCUUGGCACACGGAGGAUAUGGAUCUCUACAGCAUCAACUACCUGCACUUCGGGCAACCCAAGUCUUGGUAUGCGAUUCCUCCUGAGCACGGCAAGAGGUUGGAGCGACUGGCACAAGGUUUUUUCCCAGGAAGUUCUCAAGGCUGCGACGCAUUCUUGCGUCACAAGAUGACACUCAUCUCCCCAUCCAUCCUGAAGAAGUACAGCAUCCCCUUUGACAGAAUCACCCAGGAAGAGGGCGAGUUCAUGAUCACGUUCCCGUACGGAUAUCACGCAGGAUUCAACCACGGAUUCAACUGCGCCGAGUCCACAAACUUCGCCACCCUGCGCUGGGUCGACUACGGCAAGAUGGCCACCCAGUGCUCGUGUCGUAAGGACAUGGUGAAGAUCUCGAUGGACGUGUUCGUGCGCUGCCUGCAGCCGGACCGUUACAGUCUGUGGAAACAGGGCAAAGACGCCACCGUUCUGGAUCACCUGAAACCAACAACCCUCACCAGCCCCGAACUCGAGCACUGGAGGAAAAACAGAGUCACGUACAGAGAGAAACUCCUUCGCAGAACUCAGGCGAAGGUGAAACAGUUCCGCCGUCUGAAGCUGGAGGAACUGAAGGUUCUGGAGGAGGAAGGAAUCGAGCUGGAGAUGACCGAGUACCUGCGUAAGGUGGAGGAGCGAGAGGAGCAGAGGAGGAAACGGAGAGACGAGCGCAUGGCGAGGGAGGCGCUCCUCACGCUGGAGGCGCUGGAGAGAGAAGAACAGGAACAGGCCGAGGCGGCGCUCCGCGGAGAAGAUGGAAAAACGGAUUCCCAGGAUCUUCCUAAUGGCGAGCCGAAAAAGAGAAGGAAAAAGAAGCCGAAGAUUCCAGAUGACCUGACCUUCCAGCAGGCGUUUGAACAGUUCGCCGCGACGAACGACCUACAGAACCGAAAUGAUGUAGCAGACGGCAUACAGGCGAGUCCCUUCAAAAAGCAGAAGAAGAAGAAGAAGAUGGAGGUGAAGAAGAGCAGAAGACAUCCAUUCAGCAAGCCGCCCAUGCGCUCACCGCUCUCUAUCGUCAAACAGGAAGCCUCCAGCGACGAGGAGCUGUACUCUGGGCUGCCAGUAGGGGGCGGUGUGGGACAUGUAACCAAGAAGGAUGAGGAGAGCAAUCUGUGGCAGAACCGCACACCAAACUUCCUCUCUGAGAAACAGUUCAAUGCUGCCAUGGCAACCAUCGAGCCCCACUGCGCCGUGUGCAUGCUGUUCUGUCCGUACAAACAGGCUCUUAAGGACCCCUUCAAUGUCUCGGACACGCCCGGGUCAGUCUCUUGCUUUGGGACUUGCACCCGUCCGUUGGUCCCGGAGAUGUGCUUCAGUGCCGGUGCUGAGAACACAGAACCUCUGCCGUCAAAUUCGCACAUCGGUGAUGAUGGUACCAGCAUUCUUCUGUGCUGCAAUAGCUGCAGUCUGCAGGUCCAUGCAAGUUGUUAUGGCGUCAGUCCCGACACAAAGCCAGAAGGGUGGAUGUGUUCUCGGUGUACUGCAAUAGCUUGGACCGCUGCCUGCUGUUUGUGUAGUUUAAGAGGAGGAGCUCUGAAGAAGACCACAGACGACAGGUGGGUUCAUGUAAUCUGUGCCGUCGCUGUGGCCGAGGUUCGUUUUGUCAACGCUGUGGAGCGCGAGCCCGUGGAUGUGACCGCUGUCCCCGACACCAGAAAGAGAUUGAAGUGCGUCUACUGCCACAAGACGACCAAAGAGUUCAUGGGCGCGUGUAUCCAGUGCUCUUAUGACAACUGUUCGAAGUCUUUCCACACCACCUGCGCCCUUCUCGCUGGAGUGGUCAUGAAGCCAGCGGAUUUGCCAUACGUGGUGUCCGUCACCUGUCAUAAACACAAACAGACCAAUCAGAAGCAGGUGAAAAACAUCUCUCGCGAGCUGUCUCUAGGUCAAGAGGUCAUCGGCAGGAACAGCAACGGUUGGUUCUAUCACUGCGUCAUCACCGGUAUCGGCUCGCAGAGCUACUACGAGGUCAACUUCGAUGAUGGAUCGUACUGUGAUAACGUCUUCCCAGAGAACUUACUGAGUCACGACUGUCUGCGCAAUGGCACUCCGGAACUCGGAGAGCUGGUGGUUGUGAAGACGAUAGACGGACGCCUCCUCAAUGCGUCUUUUGUCAAAGAACACGUCCAGAGAUACUACCAGGUGGAGUUUCAGGAUGAGACGCAGCUCUUACUGAAGCGAAGUGAAAUUCACUCUCUGGACCAAGAUCUGCCCAAGAGGGUCUUGUCUCGUCUGACAACUGGGAACCAGCAACCACCUCAGAACCAGCCAUCGGACGAACCUCUGGCCGCAAAACGUCCACGUCUGCCAACCCCGCCCCCUACGCUAGCCAUUGAGCCCUCAGCACUACCUUCAGAUUUACUCACUGCUUUCCUGCCCAAUAGCAUUACUCCAAACACCAGCACUGCCCCCGCUACCCUACCUGCCCCAAUGCUCACCAUUUCUGCCCCAAUGCCCACCUUAACUGCCCCAGCGCCCAACCAACCUGCCCCAGCCCCUGAGCCUGAACCCAACGAAAGCUACACUCACAGCUCCAGCUACAUAGCCUACAUGGAGUCCCUCCUUAACUCGGACUUUCCACCUGAGGAGGGCGAACAAGGCACGGAACCGAUGUAUUAAAGCCUCAUCUAGUGCUACUGGUGAUUCAUCAAUGCUUAUAGGCUCUAUCUCAUCCACUGCAUGUCUCUCUUGUUCAUUUAUUCGCUGUUGUGCUAAUCUGAGUCUCAUGCCUACGAACGGCACGCGUGAGAGACGCAUGCGUGUCGUCUUGGACUACAACAGAAAUGGACCCAGUACAUAGCCUUGGGGGACACCACCCUCUUCCGACCCUUCAACGAUCCCUCGCUCUGUCUCUCUUUCUUGGAAAGAGCCACCAUACGUUUGUGUUUUUUGGAUGGAUAAUCAGUCACUCUGUGCCGUUUACUUUAUACCCGGUUUUCUCUAUUAAGUACUAAAUAUUUUUCUAAUUCAAGCCAAAAUGUCAUUCUAACCAGUCGCAGAUCAAAUAGACGGAGUCUGUAUCUGUACAGUUUCAGGUAUUUUUCUUUGUACUCAAGGGUUGUUGGGUGAAAGGAAGGCUUUAAGCUGGGGAAAUGGGAUUUAAAGUAUAUUUAAAUGUCUUUUGUCACAUAUAGAUUUAAUAUUUGUAUAAAGAAAUUGCAAUUAUGGCAGCAUAAGAAGCUAUGGGUUUCAGUUAGCGUACACAUCUGUGUUACGAUAGAUUAUCGCGUCUUCAUGUAUUCUUCUAGCGACUAUAAUCGACUAUAAAAUGUUUUUCAGCACCAGAAGAUUGCAUUUGUUUUUGUAGCAUACUUGGUAAACGUAUACAUUGAUAUUGAAUUCUAUUCAACUUGUCUGUUUUUAUUAUAAUUCCUGUUGUUGCUGUUAUUAUUAUUAUUAUUUCUAUCGAUUUUUAUUUGGUGAAACUUUGGAACAUAAUGUCGAAAGAUGAAAAAAAAAUAGAGUUGCAUUUAUCGUUUUUAUUCAAGAGAUUGAAGUUGCAUCUAUUGGGACGUAUAGUUGUAUACGCAAACCGCCUUCUCACGGUGCUAUAGAGGUCUCGGACUUCUGAGGGGCGCGCUGGGUCACAUCCCAUGAUCGCUUGUACAUACUAGAUGUCUUAAUCAUGAGUUUGCUCCUGUUUGUCCUCAAUAUAACUUUCAGUGUACUGUCAGGUCUUUUCAAACACCAUGUCGCACUCAAUAAAUGGAUUGGAUUUGGUUUCCGAUGUUCUCGAAAUGUUUUCUGACGUUGUUUUGAUGUGGGCAAGCAGCUUCUUUCACGAAUCAGCUCGUCACAUUAAUAUUAAUAAGGUUCACAGAGUCCUAUCGGAUUUGCUGCAAGGCAGACAAGUGGGCGUUAACCAUAACGAUAUUAACGUUUUCCGCCUUGCGUGCUUUGUCAGUUCACUGCCGACGUGAUCGGCUUGGGUCGAGCCGUUGUUUUCUGCAGUCAACUACAAACAAAAUGUCAAAUUUACCCCAAAACUGGGGGCACCUGGCUUCCCCAUAUUGGUACACACAGUAGCUCCGCCCAUCGUUAAAUCUCAUUGGUCCUAAUUUCUUUACAUUUCUUUUUCAUGGCGUCUGCCCUUUAACAAUGAGUUCUUUUAAUCCGAAUAACAUCGGCAAGUCUUCGGGAAGUGCGUUUGUAUAGAGAUUAAGCGAGUAAGUCCUCCGUUCGAUGUUACAACCUCACCUCUCCUCUUACGACUGACGUCAGACGUUGUUUGUCAUAUUGUCAUAAUGCUACACAACGUCAACAGUCGUUCUAAGACUGGACACAGUGUGUCAGUGGCAUUUGUACGCUUCUGUUCCUGGGGUUUCUGGUGUGUGUUAACAGGAAUGUCGGGAAUUCAAUGAUUUAAUCGCCAACAGCUCGCAUACUGAUGACGGCAAAUGUUGAUCUGUGCAGAAGUGCUAUAGAAAGAUUCGAAUAAAAUGUGAAGUGAAAUUGUGCUUCAUGUUUGUGUGUUUUUCUUACAUGCUUCCGAUAGUGAUAGAAAAGCAGGAAAUACCAGGGAAUUUAAAAAUGGUAUUUUCUAUGCCUGGAAAGGGAUUUGUUUUAGAGUUGUGAAAUAUUUGUAUAGUUAUAUGCAGCUCUUAUGGUGCGUUCACACACGAAGGAAAGUUUCACCUUGCAUUGCUUGCGCAAGUUUGACCGCUGGAUUAUAAAUGUGUGUUUAAAGUCACGCGAACCCGCGAGUAUUCCCGCUUCUCUGCCGGAAAAGGAUGACUUGGUUUAUCAUAACGUACAACCAAAAGCUGGAAUCAAGUAGAUUUUCAGAACUAACCAGGUAGUCCAACUUCCUGGCUCAUUUUCCUCCAAGCGAUGUCUUUAUUCGUCCGGUCUCUGUACACGUAUGACGUUGUGUCGUACAAUUCCGGGUGCCCACACACACACCGCUACAACAAUCGUUUCAUCCAUUUUUCCAGAUUUCUUCUGCUACUACGUCAGUACGUCAGUGACAUCCGGACAAUCUCAAUGCUGAUAGGCUUUCGCGACUUUUUCGCUCGAGUUGACAAAUUUCAUGAAGCGAUUUCACGUGUACGAUUCGCGCCUCUUCGCAUCGACUUUGUAUGUAAUCACACCGCGCGAAACGCUCGCUUCGCGUUUUAUGUGAACGCACCAUUAUGACCUCAUAAUGUAUUAAUUGCAAGAUGACAAUUUGUUUGCUUGGAUUGAAUAAAAUUU